CCUCUCCCUCCCUCACUCUUCUCUGCGCUCCUCAUUCACCAAAACGCGCCAUCAUGCCUUCCCAAAUCGAGCACCAGCUCAAGGCACAACUAGAGUCUCGCAAGGCCAGAUCCCUUCUGCGAUCCCUCGUUGUCAUCCCAGAGUCCUCGGCUGACUUUUCCUCCAACGACUUCCUGGGACUCGCACGCAAUCCCGCCCUCGGUUCCCACUUCCUCAAAGAACUCGCUUCCUUCCCCAAACAUACCCCUCCACUCGGAUCCACAGGAAGCCGUCUUUUAGAUGGCAACUCACGAUAUGCUGAGGAUCUCGAGACCCUUAUUGCCGAUUUUCAUCAUGCAGAGGCGGCCCUGAUCUUCAACUCGGGCUUUGAUGCCAACGUCGGCUUCUUCAGCAGCGUUCCCCAGCCUGGCGAUGUGAUCCUGUACGACGAGUAUAUUCAUGCCAGUGUCCACGAUGGCAUGAAGGUGACUCGCGCAGGCGUUAAGAAGGCCUUCUUACACAAUGAUCUGGACCAUCUCGCCCAAUUGCUCCAGGCUGUGCGACGCGAGGACCGCGAGAGAUAUGAUCUGUCAGGAUCGAGCAUGGGCCGCAAUAUCUUUGUUGCAGUAGAGAGUGUCUACUCCAUGGAUGGUGAUACAGCUCCUCUGAGGGAUAUCGUAGAUCUAUUGGAGUCCCAUGGUGCGCAUCUCAUCGUUGACGAGGCCCAUGCAACAGGGGUGUACGGAGUGAACGGAAGAGGACUUGUUAACGAGCUGGGACUAGAGCACAGGGUAUUUGCCAGACUUCAUACCUUCAGCAAAGCUCUCGCCAGCAACGGAGCUGCACUGGUCGGACCUAAGGUUCUCAAGGAGUACCUGAUCAACUACGCGCGGCCAUUGAUCUACUCAACAUUCACGUCGUUCAGUAAUCUGGCUAGCGUUAAAUCCGCAUAUCAAAUGUUAAUUGCAGGGGAAACUGUUGUGCUCGUGGAAAAGAUCCGGGGGUUGAUUCAUUACUUUCGAUCCAAUAUCCAGAUCCCUGAGCACAUGCUCCUCCCCUCCACAUCUCCUAUCCAGGGUAUCGUCAUGGAGGGGAACGCAAGAGUCAAUGCACUUUCACAGCAGUUGAUCAAGGCGGGCCUAAACGUCAAACCUAUCCGGUUCCCGACCGUGCCCAAGGGCAAGGAGCGCGUCCGCAUCUGUCUCCAUAGCCAUAACACACAAGAGCAGGUCGACCAGCUGAUCCGGAUUGUGCAAGCAUGGUUGCGCCAUGAGAAACAGUCUACAGCAACGGCGCCAAUACCAGCCAACCCUGCCUCCUCAGAGUUGUCCACAACCCCCACAGCAUCAACCCUGUCAUCGCCAUCACCAUCGCCAUCGUCGUCGUCCUCAAUAUUGUCAACACUUUCAGUUUCUACGCUUUCUGCAAUCCCAGCCAAAUUGUAAAAAGAAAAACCACUUGCAUCAAUUCCAUAAAUAAAGGGCGUGUAUCAUUGAA
This is a messenger RNA of Gamsiella multidivaricata, 1476 nucleotides long. RefSeq names its product aminotransferase. Gene Ontology annotation, molecular function: pyridoxal phosphate binding. Gene Ontology annotation, biological process: biosynthetic process. The transcript has 4 exons. NCBI's taxonomy places the organism in Eukaryota, Fungi, Mortierellomycota, Mortierellomycetes, Mortierellales, Mortierellaceae. The record is from RefSeq and is a predicted model, not a curated record. The coding region runs from base 54 to 1424 and encodes 456 amino acids.